Hymenoscyphus albidus is the source of this 854-nucleotide messenger RNA. The record is from the annotation of a GenBank genome assembly. NCBI's taxonomy places the organism in Eukaryota, Fungi, Ascomycota, Leotiomycetes, Helotiales, Helotiaceae.
AUGCUAUUUGAAAUCCUUCACAGAUUAGGAACAAAGGCGGACUUGUUGAUGAUGUACCCGGCAGACUAUCAAUUAAAUGAUAGAACGCAGGAAGGCGAACUUCUUUUAAAGGCCAAGAAUAUGUACGGAGUCAAGCUAACGCCGAUUCAAGUUCAAAGCCGCCUAGGAAGUGAUGGUUGUUUCCCCCUCCUAUGCACAACGCAUUUGUGAGGCUAAUAUACUAUACAGACACAUGGGCCAAAAGUUACACCAAACUUCUAGCGUUCAACCAGACACAAUACGAUCGGGUCCUCUCACUAGAUUCCGACACGACCGUUUUAAAACUCAUGGACGAGCUCUUCCUCCUCCCUUCAACCCCCGUCGCACUUCCCCGGGCAUUCUGGCUCGAUCCCAAAGAGCAUAAACUCACUUCCCUACUCGUUCUCGUGGAACCAUCUGAGGCGGAAUUCAAGCGCGUAGAAAAGGCAACAGAGGAGGCCGGUCCAGAUGACUACGACAUGGAAAUACUCAAUAAGGUAUAUGGAAAUAGCGCAAUGAUCAUUCCGCACCGGAAAUACGGUUUACUCACUCGAACAUUCUGGGAAGAUCAUGCCAAAGCAUAUUUGGGCAAUGAUUACGAGAAGUGGGAUCCUGAAAAGGUCAUCAAAGAGGCUUCUCUUAUCCACUUUUCGGACUGGCCCGUUCCCAAGCCCUGGCUGUCGAAUAAAGCCAAGAUGGAACAAGUUGCGCCUAAAUGCGAUGGUAAGCAAUCGCAGGAUUGUAAAGCUAGAGAGAUCUGGUUUGGAUUAUACGAGGAUUUUGCAAAGCGGAGAAAGGUAGGUUCUAGUAGCUUCUCGACUGAUCUUCAAUGCUAA